This is a messenger RNA of Zerene cesonia (dogface butterfly), 2215 nucleotides long. It is a transcript of the gene msl-3, whose product is annotated as protein male-specific lethal-3. The coding region runs from base 252 to 1838 and encodes 528 amino acids. Gene Ontology annotation, cellular component: MSL complex; NuA4 histone acetyltransferase complex; nucleus. Lineage: Eukaryota; Metazoa; Arthropoda; Insecta; Lepidoptera; Pieridae. The transcript has 13 exons. The record is from RefSeq and is a predicted model, not a curated record. Gene Ontology annotation, biological process: regulation of DNA-templated transcription; chromatin organization.
GAAAAUCAACAAAUUGAACAUAUUUAAAUUCACUUUAUUUUUUACAAUGAAACAAGAACAAGAAAUGUUAUGAACGAAACGAAGAAUUGAUUGAAAUCGUCUAAUUCAUAUAAAAAAAUAGUUUACGAACAGAUUAAGUAAUAUUUUGAACUUUGCGCCAUUUCCAUGUUUGUUGACGAAAUAGAAACGCCGGUCCCCGCAAUAAUCACCAAAACUACAAGAACAGUGUAUUAACUUGCUAAACAACAGAUAUGGUAUCUACAAGAAGUGUGCGUUAUAAAUUUAGUGAAGGAGAACGAGUGUUAUGUUAUGAACCUGAUCCUACGAAAGCUAAGGUUCUUUACGAUUCCAAGGUUUUAGAGGUAAUAGAAAGCAAAGAUAAACGUGGAAAACGGAGUGUUGAGUACUUAAUACACUUUCAAGGCUGGAAUUCGUCCUGGGAUCGCUGUGUGAGCGAAGAUUUUGUAUUGAAGGACACAGAAGAGAACAGGCAGUUGCAAAGAGAUCUUGCAGAGAAAUCACAACUGCAAUUAGGUGCAUAUUUAUAUCGACGAGAAAGAAAGAAAGGUAGUUCUAAUGCAGGAUCAGGAUCCACAAAAAGAGCUCGACAUGGAUUUAGCGAUGAUGGAUCUUCUAGCAGUACACAGCCUGAUGAAGGUGAAACAGCAGCUGAUACUGAUACUUCAUCAGGCUCUACUUCGAGUGCACUGCCAAGAUCAUCUCCCGUCCCGACUCAUACAUGCCGUGCACAAAUACCACUACCGCCUUCUCUCAGGGAUCGCUUAACACUCGACUACCACCUAGUGGUGAAGCGCGGCCGUGUGGCCCGGUUGCCCGCUUCACCCAGCGCGGCCGACAUACUAGAGUCUGUAGUGAAGUGGUUCGGGCGCGCCGGCGCGUGGAACCCGCCGCGCGGUAAACAUGAGCCACCGCAGAAACCGGACAUUCUAGAAGUUUCCGCCAGAUUAAAUUUAGUGCGCGAGGUGGCAGACGGCUUAAGAGUAUAUUUCGACUUCAUAUUUCGGGGACACAUGUUAUACAAGCAGGAAAUGGCGCAGUACCACGAGAUGUGCGGGCAGUACAAUGAUUUUCCAACGGAUAUUAAUUCAGAAGGUGAGGACCAAGAAAACCAAUCUCCUGAUGAGGAUCCCGACGAUGAUGAAGAUGAGAAGAGUCCGCGGAUGCCAGAAUAUGCUCACCUUCCUCCUGACCCUGAAUAUGACCAGGACGAUGAACCAUUAGUAAGAAGAGACCGGCCAAUAGAUCGAGAGGAAAUAAAAGAGGAGCGCAUAGAAAUAAAGGAGGAGCAGGUGGAGCCGGUCGCGGGACCCUCGCACCAAGACGGUGGUGCCGAAGAGCCGCAGCCCGCCGCUGUGGCCAGGAGGUUACGUUCACACAAAUCCGCGGUAUCGCAAUCGGAAAGCGAAGACCCAGCACCUUCAACUUCUACGGCAGAACCGAGAGCAUUUGAGACACAAUCAUCAAGCGUGGGCAGCAGCGGAUCGUCGACCAGCGAGUAUAGAGGUGCGCGUGUACACACAUAUACGCCCUCCACUUCUACACGCACACCACUCUCAUUACUCAUGGAAAAGGUAUCAAAAUUCGAGUUAAUACCGCGAGAAGGCACUGAACAUUUACCAUGUAGAGUUUAUGGUGCAAUACAUCUUGCAAGGCUUUUUGUUAUUUUACCAGUUUUUCUGAAUGCAACUCAAAUGCCUGACAUGAAGUUAAAACUUAUAUUGAAAUAUAUUGAUAUAUUUGUACAAUACCUUGAUGAACAUAGUGAAUGGUUUGGAGAAAGCUUCUAUGUGCCUAAUACUUUUAUUCAAUCAAAUUGAAAACGAUGAGAAUCAGAUGAAAGGGAUAACAAUGUGUGCUAUUGAAUGUUUUAAAUAAGUUAACGCUAAUGUACAUUACCUACCACCUUUACCUCAAUAUUUCACAUUGUUUCAAAAACUUAAGACCAUAAUUUUUUAUUAUCAUUUUACUUAUGAAUAGUAAUACAAGAAAAUGUUGUAAUUUAGUUUUCUAACAAUUAUUUUAGUAUUUUGUCUUUACGCGUGUAUGGAAUUUGUUGUAAAUAUAAUUUAACGAAUUGUUUGACCGAAUAUAAAUCAUGUGAUGAGUGUGUAAAUAUACAUUACAAUUAUAAGAAUUAUGUAUGCUCCAUAAUGAAAAAUGACGAUUUUACUUAAAUAAAUGCUAUUCCUUAUUA